Recurvomyces mirabilis is the source of this 660-nucleotide messenger RNA. RefSeq lists its product as uncharacterized. The transcript is spliced from 2 exons. Lineage: Eukaryota; Fungi; Ascomycota; Dothideomycetes; Mycosphaerellales; Teratosphaeriaceae. The coding region runs from base 1 to 660 and encodes 219 amino acids. The record is from RefSeq and is a predicted model, not a curated record.
AUGGCGUGCCAUCUGCCCAACGAGGCUGCCGAGUCGGCUGUUAGCACAUUCAAUAGAUCAUGCGAACAUUGGAGCUCCGAUCAGCAGUACGCGGUCACACGAUACAAGGAGAUGACACAGCUUUCCCGUGGGACGAACGCGAAGGAUCUCCUCUCAUCGCAGCCCUUGAAGCAAAUGCUCCAGCCCCUCAGCAUCAUCUCCUUCGUGGACAGAGUCUCGCAUGUUGGGGUCAGAGUGGAAGACCUUUCCGAUGAGUAUUCGGGCGAACAAGUUCACGGCGUGACCGAGGAUGACGGUCCUUCGACCCAUAUUACCUUGACCCGUCAGAUUGGUGUGACUGACUCCAUCGAGGCCACACUACUUCACGAUGCGAACCAUGGAUAUAUCAGCCAUAACUGUUGCGGCAAUUCUGAUGACGAAGAGUGCAACAUCGCAGCGAGAUCUCAGCUAGGUCCCACAGAGUACGGUCGAGCAUUUGACAAGCUUGCGGAGGCCAUCGAACAUGUCUGGUGCCCGAAUGUCGGUAUCUAUAAGCUGGUUGUCGGUAGAAGAAGCGAUGAACAGGACUCAGAGCGGCAGGUGUCGCCAAUAGAUUCUGAGAUACCCGAGGACUGGGGUUUGGGACUCCCGACCUUUGGGCUCAAAGGAGCAGAUACUUGA